Molecule: messenger RNA, 3019 nt
Organism: Athalia rosae (coleseed sawfly)
Lineage: Eukaryota; Metazoa; Arthropoda; Insecta; Hymenoptera; Athaliidae
Product: tetratricopeptide repeat protein 5-like
Exons: 8
Coding region: 240-1595 (451 amino acids)
Molecular function (GO): protein binding
Source: RefSeq, a predicted model, not a curated record
GAAGUUUUUGUUCAUCAGCGACUCUGUCAUGCCAUCGUUCUCCAGGAUCUGACAGUUUCAUACCCAUUUGUGUUAAUUUAAUACUAUAACCUAAAAUAAGUAAAUAUUCAAAUUUGUCAGCUUGCAACCCCGUAGAAAAAAAAUAUUUAUUGUAUAAAUCGAUAUCCAAUUUGUGGGAUUUAUUGUAAUAAAAUUGAAUGCACUAAGUUAGGUGACUAACGAAUGGAUGAUUGCAAAGAAUGUCUGAAGUUAUCGAUGAUAAGGUUGUUGCGGGUGCAAAAAUUCCGGCUGCUGUCAAAGAAGACCCCAUUGUCGUUUUGACAGAACGAGUCAAAUCUCUUUACCUAUUUCGUGACCACUACUUUGUCAAUCACUCGAUUGACAAUGCAAUUAAAAAGAGUAGUGAUGUAGAAAAAGAGAUGCGAAACACUCUAAAUAAAUUUGACGAGUACAAAGGUUACGAGAUCGAUGGAGCGCGUGCCAAGUACUAUUAUCUCAAGGGGAGAACCUUUAAUGUCGUAGAUCGUUACGUACCUCAGGCAGAAGAAUUUCUCUGUAAGGCAGUAAAACUUGAACCAAAUUUGGUCGAUGCUUGGAACGAGCUUGGUGAAUGCUAUUGGAAGAACGACGACAUUCAGCAAGCGAAAAACUGUUUCGUUGGUGCCUUGCCCCAUGGGAAGAAUAAGGUAUCUCUCCGUAACUUGUCAAUGGUUCUUAGACAAGAGCCAGCCAGCAAUCAUGAGCAAAAAAUUAAUAACGUGCAGCAGGGGCUGGAGUAUGCUAAAGAAGCUGUUGCUCUGGAUACCUCGGAUGGAACAUCAUGGGCUAUAUUAGGAAAUGCUCACUUGUCUUCGUUUUUUACUAUCACACAAAAUCCAAAAACUCUUCGACAAUGUAUGUCAGCUUAUUCUCAGGCUGAAAAGGAUAUUGUAGCAAAAAGCAAUCCAGAUUUAUUUUACAACAAAGCAAUCGCUUUAAAAUAUGAGGAAGAGUAUAAACUGGCAUUAGAGUCGUUUGAACAAGCAAUGCUAUUAGAUCCAACAUGGGAAACACCGCGAAACAAGCAGCAACAAUUCUUGAAGUAUCUGAAAGAUUUACAAGAUUUGACCAACACCAAAGGAAGAUUAAAGGCCAAGAAACUUCAUCAGAUGUUACAGGGACUAGAUACGAAACACUUAGGACCAUACAAGGGUGGUUCGUACACCCUAGGAGACAAAUCCGUGAAAUUAGAUCUACUUCCCCUGUCAGAUCUAUCUCCGGGUAUAAACGUGGAAAAAGUUACUUAUGGGAAAGUGGUGUGUUGGAUCCAAGACCCAGAUUGUGUACCUUUUACAUUCUGCUUGAUGGAUGCUGACAAAACCUGCGUUGCAGUCACUGUGUAUAAUUGGGCAAAAGGACGAGGUGUUACCGUAGGAGACACAGUCGUUAUUCCUGAACCGUUUUUGACUCACCAGCACUUCUCUUUCAAAGAUAACAAUUUUGACUUCAAGUCGAUACGAGUGGAAACUCCGGUUGUAUUGGUGGUCAACGGGAAAAAAUUAGGCCGUGAUCAACAAGCUAGCGCAAAAUUGUUAAUAUUUAAAAAGACGGAUUAAAGAUAUUUCACUGAAUAUAGGAAACACGAAUACUGGCGUUCGAUUUCCAUGGGAUUUCAUAAUCAUUCUUCGGUUCUAACACCAACACCUUUCAUCUCGAGAUAUUUUCAGUCAAGAGGUUUUUAAAAUACGAUUUUCUUAUGGCAUCAACAUAAGCGACUCAUUGAAUUCUCUAUUAACAGUAAUAUUACCACAUCGCUCUACGUUUAAGUAAUAAAAAAAUCAAUAAUAUUUUGCAUGUGGAGGCGGUAUCAUUAGUGACAAGCAUAUUCGAGCCUCCGGAAUGUAAUACUAACUUCGAUCGUCCCAGUGCCGAUUCUUUGAAAAAUAUUCUAUUCAUAAUUCUUAUGUAAAUACCGCCGUGAUUUGUAUGUUCAAUAAUAUGAAUUUACAUAAAACUGCACGUUGAUGAAAGACAAUCCUCAUUUUAUUGUUCUAACAUUUUGCUGAAAGCAUAUGUCUAUUCCAAUGAUAUACAUUGUUAAAAUUUUUAAUGUUUAUUCAUCUCUGUUGCGUUGUGUACCUAUUGUCGGGGCGGCCUUCCCCAGUGCAUGUUCUAUUGCAUUUACCUUUCUCAUUUGUUUACCGUUAAUAUCAUAAUUCCCGAAUCACGAUAUUAUUUGCCUUGAAUAAUGCGUCGGAAGAAUAUCGUUGAUAUAUGGCUAAUGCGUCUUUGAAUGCGUACGUUAUCAGAAUUCCGCGAGAUAAAAGUUGUUGGCGUCAGCGAAGGAAGGAAUAUUUAUUCCAGUUGUAAUGCUUGGUUACUAAUUAAUACUCAAUAAUGAUUUAGUAUUUUUUUUUUUUUUAUCGGCCCGCCUAUAAUAGCGUUGAUCCGUCAUCCUUUCGACUGUGAGUACCGCAUGCAGCAGAUGGUAGGAAUAUUUUAUAAUCAACGAGAAAUUUUUCAACACGCGGAUCGUAUAAUUAGGUUUAGAUAAAAUUCCAAUUUUCAUCGCAGUGAUUGUGCCGAUGAAGUUAUGUUUGUUAUAUUUCCGAUGGUAUUCACGCGUCAAUAAUAUUUAUAAUUCUUGUUUGAAGAAUAAAUAAUAAUUUCUCAACGGUUUGUUGAAAAUAAAUUUUACCCGAUAAGGACCUAGCACCAUCACGAAUUCGAAAGAACAUAAUAUAAAUUAUGAAUGCGUAUUCGAAAAGCAUGCAAACAAUAUAAAGACUUUAAUUCUUUAGAUAAAAUGUAUAAAAAUUGUAGGAUACAUGAGAAACAUUGAUUAGAACAGAUCUUGUUCUGAUUUAUAAAAUCUUGAUUUCAUUGAAUUUGUCAUUAAUUUUAUGAAUUCGGCUUGGUCAAAACGCCCUACGAACAAUGUUUGUGAUAUACUGAGAAAAAAAAAAAAAAGAAAAAAUGUUUGUAUAAAAUGUUUUGUAUUAACGAUUAUAAUAAUAAAUACUUAUUCGUAACAAUAAAA